This is a messenger RNA of Lolium rigidum, 508 nucleotides long. RefSeq lists its product as uncharacterized. Lineage: Eukaryota; Viridiplantae; Streptophyta; Magnoliopsida; Poales; Poaceae. The transcript has a single exon. The record is from RefSeq and is a predicted model, not a curated record. The coding region runs from base 236 to 508 and encodes 90 amino acids.
AACAAGCAAAGUGUCUCUGAAAGCACCCUGUUUCCUGGGAAACCAGUGCCUGCGGCCACUGGUUUCGCUCACUCCACCGUUAUAUAACCCAACCUACUCCAACCCCUCAUUCCAACAGCACAAGCAUCCACUCAGUUCUUUCACUACUCUGCAAGUCCAACAGUACACAGGCACACAGCGAUCACAAAUCAGUUUCCAUUCCCGACCAACCCAGCAAGAAGAAGAAGGAGAAGAGAUGGCCGGUGCAGCGAAGGCGUCGUGGACGGUGGCGAUGAGCGUGGGCGCGGUGGAGGCGCUCAAGGACCAGGCCGGACUCUGCCGCUGGAACUACGCGCUCAGGUCCAUCCACCGGGCCGCCAAGGCCAAGUCCAGCGCCCGCGCCGCCGUCUCCCAGGGCAAGAAGCAGCUUCCGGUAUCCGCGGCGGCGGUGGCGGAGAGGCGACGAGCGGAGAAGGCCGAGGAGGGGUUGAGGACCGUCAUGUACCUCAGCUGCUGGGGUCCCAAUUAG